This is a messenger RNA of Colletes gigas, 5145 nucleotides long. RefSeq lists its product as uncharacterized. Gene Ontology annotation, biological process: DNA integration. Bases 1 to 5145 code for a protein of 1714 amino acids. Gene Ontology annotation, molecular function: nucleic acid binding. The transcript has a single exon. Lineage: Eukaryota; Metazoa; Arthropoda; Insecta; Hymenoptera; Colletidae. The record is from RefSeq and is a predicted model, not a curated record.
AUGACACCCUCGUUAGAAUCUGCUGACCUUAAAGCAUUGAGAAGGCGUCGCGCCGCGGUUAAGGCCCAACUAACGCGUUUAAAGUCAUUCCUCGCAGAGCAGCGCGAAAUCUCGAUCGCUGUAUUGGAAAUUCGCCAGUCCAAAUUAGAGCAAAUAUUCAAUGCCUUUUCGGAAGUGCAAGUAGCUAUUGAAAUAGCAGACGAAGAAUCUGACCAUACGCCGGAAUGGGAGUCGUUCGAAGAAUAUUAUUAUAGUGCCGCGGAAACAAUCAGCGAGCGGUUGAAAGAACAACGCGGAAUUAGCGGAACCGUGUCCGCAAAUCGAGUAGUAGAAUCGCCAAAUACAGUUAGACAAACUAGUUCACUUUUACGCAAGAUAGAAAUUAAGCCAUUCGACGGCAAUCCCGUAGAGUGGCAUAGUUUUCAUGACACCUUUAAAUCCCUAGUGCACGAUAAUGACGAGUUGAUCGGUGUGCAGAAGUUUCACUUAUUAAAAAAUGCUCUUCGUGGGGAGGCUAUCGCAGUAAUUGAAGCAUUGAACGCGACAGAAGGAAACUAUUUGGUGGCUUGGGAUUUGUUAUGCAAGCGAUGCAACAAACCCAGAAAAAUUAUAAACGCACACUUGCGAUUGUUGAUCGAUCUUCCGGAGAUCACUCGAGACACACCCGGGAACCUCGGACAGUUAGCAGAGAAGGCUCAAGUACACGUAAACGCAUUAAAGGCCAUAAAUCAACCCACCGAGCAUUGGGAUGCAUUUUUAAUACAUAUCGUGUCUAGUAAACUAGAUAAGAAUACUCGCCGCGCGUGGGAGCGUACAUUAGAAGAUGAGGAAAUUCCCAAGUUUAAACAGUUCUUAGAUUUUAUCAAUAAAUAUGCGCGCGGGGAUGAUCUUGGAGCGGAUAUCUUAAAUUCUUCUAAGACAAACAACACUCAUGAUAGGUUGCGCCCCAAGGCUCAGGUUCGCAAUCAUUCGUACAUAUCAACGAACGAGCGACAGCAAAAUUGUGUAAUGUGCAAGGGGGAACACCCAAUUUAUUCAUGUACCCGGUUUCUGCAAUUGUCCGCUCGCGAUCGUUUAAACAUAGUUAAGAAGGCGAGACUUUGCAUAAAUUGUUUACGUCCGAACCAUGUCGUGAUUAAUUGCCGAUUAGGAAAUUGUCGUAAAUGCGACAAGAAGCAUCAUACGUUGCUUCACUUUCCGACCGAAACACCAGUCGGGACGAGCCAAAUCUUAUCCACCCCAUCAACAUCCGCGGAAGGCAUUAAGACCACCUUGACCGCGUCGUUCGAUUCGGAAGUAUUGCUCGGCACCGCUAGAAUCACGAUUUUAGACAAGCACCAUAAGGAGCACGCGUGUCGCGUAUUAUUAGAUAGUGGCUCGCAAACCCACUUUAUUACGCAUAAACUCGCGGAAAGGCUGCAAUUGAAGCAGAAAAACAUAGAUCUGUCGUUUUCCGGUUUAGGGCAACUCAAUACAAAUGCGAAGUAUUUAGUUCAAUCCACGAUAAAAUCGCAAACUAGCCCAUUUAAUGCAGAGGUAACAUUUAUUGCCUUACCUUCGAUUACGGGGAGGUUGCCGUUGCGCCAGGUCAACCUGAGCGAUUUCCAUAUACCGAGGCACGUACAAUUGGCAGACCCAGAGUUUCACAAACCAGGGGAGAUAGAUGCACUUAUUGGUAGUGCGUUGUUUUACAAAUUAUUAGAAACGGGUCAGAUUAAACUACAUAGACCCUCCGUCAUAUUGCAAAAUACGCAAGUAGGUUGGAUAGUUACCGGCGAGGUAAAUAAUCAGAUAAUCAGCAAACAAGGUAGAGCAAGUCAAGUGUGUCAGGUAGCUACGUCUCUUGAUGCCGAAAUUAGUAGAUUUUGGACAAUCGAAGAACUUCCGGAGAAAACUUUCUUGUCCGCGGAAGAAAAGGAGUACGAGAAUCACUUUAGAGAAAACACAACACGUAACGAACGCGGACGAUAUAUAGUUAGGUUACCGUUCAAUCAAAACCGGGAUCUUCUCGGCAACUCGAAGAUAAUGGCUUUAAAACGAUUUUAUAGCUUAGAGCGCAAGCUCCAGUCAAACUUAGAGUUAAAAACACAGUAUACAGAAUUUUUACGCGAAUAUUUAGAAUUAGGGCAUAUGACGGAGAUAGAGAACGAGCAGGAUAGUGUAGGGUAUUAUCUACCUCAUCAUGCAGUGAUAAAGGAAGCAAGCUCGACCACAAAGGUUAGGGUAGUAUUUGACGCCUCCGCGAAAGGUAGUUCCGGUCUGUCAUUGAAUGAUACUUUGUUAAUUGGCCCGACAAUACAAGAUACAUUGUUUUCGAUACUUAUUCGAUUUCGUCAGCACGCGUUUGUUCUCAUAGCCGAUAUGGAAAAAAUGUAUAGGCAAAUUAUAGUUCAUCCAGACGACAGAAAAUACCAAAGAAUUCUAUGGCGCGAAUCGACGGCGGAAGCAAUCAAAACAUUUGAAUUGAAUACGAUCACUUACGACACCGCUCCUGCACCCUUCUUAGCCACGCGUUCAUUGAAUCAAUUAGCUAAAGACGAAGCAAAAAAUUUCCCUGUAGCGGCAGAAAUAUUUACACGCGAUUUUUACAUGGAUGAUUUGCUUACGGGAGCAGACAGUUAUGAAACAGCAUUAGACAUCAAGCAGCAAUGCGUCGCGUUAGCUAGAGCCGGAGGUUUCCAUUUGCGACAAUGGACCUCCAAUGACACAAGGUUGAUUGCUGAUUUGCAACUUAAAAAUCAGCAACAAUCAUUAUGUCUAGAUCCGUCACAAACAAAAAAGACACUAGGCGUAUAUUGGAAUCCAGCGAAUGAUCAAAUUAGUUAUUCGUUCAAACAAAUAUCGCUAGAGCAAUCUCGCAUUACCAAAAGAGUGCUUCUAUCACAGAUUGCACAAUUGUUCGAUCCACUCGGUUUGCUUGGGCCAGUAAUUAUCAAGGCAAAAAUCGUAAUGCAGCAAUUAUGGAAAUCGGCUGUCGACUGGGACGAACCUGUUCCCCAAAGAAUAGAACAAGCGUGGAUAGAGAUAAGAAACGAGUUACAUUUACUCAAUAGCUUUACACUUCCGCGUCGAACCGCCAUACAAAAUGCAGCAUCGCUCGAACUGCAUGGGUUCAGUGAUGCUAGCGAAAGCGCAUAUGGUGCAUGUAUAUAUAUCAGGUCCACUAACGAACGUGGACAACACGCGGUAAAUUUAUUAUGUGCAAAAUCAAGGGUUGCGCCCUUGAAAACAAUAUCGCUACCGCGUCUCGAACUUUGCGCGGCCAGGCUCCUUGUAAAAUUGUACAAGGAAGUUAGGAAGGCAUUGCAUAAGAUAGAAUUUAAACAAGUUAGAUUUUGGUCCGAUUCCACCAUCACGUUACAUUGGAUAAAAACACCACCACAUCUAUUAAAAACGUUCGUUGCCAAUCGGGUGAAUGAAAUACAAACGGAAGCUCGUCCGGACAAGUGGUUCCAUAUCGCAACAGCAGAUAAUCCUGCAGACUUUGUUUCGAGAGGACAACUUCCCUCUCAGCUGUUGGAGAACACAAUGUGGAAAUUCGGCCCACAUUGGUUAGGGUUAGAUGAAUCUCGCUGGCCGGUCACUCACUUAGAUGCAAUAGAAAUUCUAGAGAAAAGACGCCCCAUAACUCUAAUUACGCAACCAUCCGUAGAGUUGCUAAAUAAAUACUCAUGCAUUGAUCGAUUGAAUAGAAUUCUAGCAUAUAUCCUCCGGUUUUGUAACAAUGCAAAACGCAAUAAUAAAAAGAGUACAGGCCCGUUGUUAGUAGCAGAAAUUCGAAACGCACAUUUUCGAGUGAUUAGAUUAGUUCAAUUAGAAGCAUUCCCAUCCGAGAUAGAAAAUUUAAAGAAAGGCAAGAGUAUUUCGAAAAAAAGUAAACUAGUUAGCUUAAACCCAUUCAUCGACGAGAAUGGGAUUAUAAGAGUCGGUAGCAGGUUAGAACACGCCCUGCUCAGGUACGAACAGAAGUACCCCAUAAUAUUACCGCACAGACACCAUAUUACCGAACUCAUAAUUAGACAGGUACACAUGAGACAAUUCCAUUCCGGGAUGCAAGCCACCCUACAAACAAUACGAUUGAAGUAUUGGCCUAUAUCUGGCAAGAGCAUUGUCAAACAAGUAUUACAUAAAUGCAUUCGCUGUUGCAAAUACAACCCCAAGACACCACAAUACCUAAUGGGGAAUUUACCCAAAAAUAGAGUUACGUAUACACGCCCAUUUGAAGCCGUAGGAAUCGAUUACUGCGGACCCUUUCUUAUUAAAGAGAAGAAAUUUAGGAAUCAAACAAAAUUGAAAUGUUACGUGGUCGUUUUUGUUUGUUUCGUAACAAAAGCAAUACACUUAGAACUAGCCACCGAUUUAACGACAGAAUCGUGUCUUGGAGCACUUAAACGAUUCCUUGCGAGAAGAGGAAAACCGCGUCAUAUUUAUUCCGACAACGGCACUAAUUUUGUAGGCGCGAAAAAUGAAAUUAGACAGACGCUUGACUUCUUACGGGCUAAUGAAUAUAAAGACAAGAUGCAGCAGUUCCUAACACAAGAAAACAUUGAAUGGCAUCUGUCUCCUCCGCGCUCUCCGCAUUUCGGCGGACUUUGGGAGGCUGCAGUACGGUCGUUCAAAAGGCAUUUGUACAAAACAAUUGGUGACGCUAUGUUCACGUACGAGGUAUUCUAUACGCUAAUCGUUGAGAUCGAAGCAAUUUUAAAUUCUCGUCCUUUGACACCUAUAUCCUCUGAUCCCAACGAUCUCCUAGCCCUAUCGCCCAGCCAUUUCCUUAUAGGUGAGUCAUUAGUGAGCCUACCGGAAUACAAUUUUGCUGAUACGCCAAUCAACAAGCUGUCACUCUGGCAGCAUAUCCAGAAAAUCAAACUCCAUUUUUGGAGAAGGUGGCAAACCGAAUACUUGCAGGAGCUGCACACCAGGAGCAGAUGGCACCUUGGAGACGGAGUAAACCUUAAAGAAGGAACUCUGGUGACCAUCCGAGAUGACAACUGCCAACCCUUGCAAUGGCAAAUGGGACGGAUAAUUGCGUUACACCCAGGCGAAGAUGGCGUGGUUCGCGUGGUCACCAUCCAGACCCCGCACGGCACGUAUAAACGUGCCUUGAAGAAGGUGGCACCGUUACCAAUCGAAACUAACACCUAG